Magnolia sinica is the source of this 4206-nucleotide messenger RNA. Its product is annotated as BAG family molecular chaperone regulator 6. Gene Ontology annotation, molecular function: protein-folding chaperone binding. The record is from RefSeq and is a predicted model, not a curated record. Gene Ontology annotation, cellular component: plasmodesma. The transcript is spliced from 4 exons. Bases 297 to 4001 code for a protein of 1234 amino acids. Gene Ontology annotation, biological process: protein folding. NCBI's taxonomy places the organism in Eukaryota, Viridiplantae, Streptophyta, Magnoliopsida, Magnoliales, Magnoliaceae.
UUUCUCCAUUUCUCUCUCCAGAAGAUCGACGGAACCGAUUUCUUGAGCAAACAGAAGCAAAAGCAUUCGCGUUUUUUGGAAUUGUGGACAAGUCGAACCGAGAACUGAGUCAUUUGGACGGAGGAAUUGUUCGGAAGGAUUCAAGAGAAGAAAAAGUUCUAAGAAUAAGCUUUUGGUUUUGGCACAUCAAUUGAUCUCUUGCUGCUCAAUCUCGUAGACAAAUUUACGUAAUCACUGGUCUUCACCUCAGAAGACCUGUCGAAGCAGGUUUAGCUUCAAAAUAAAGUCUCAGAACAAUGUAUCCUGUUUAUAGUUACAUGGAUUCAUUUCCCCAGACUCAUUCCCAUCCAAGAAAUCACAUCCCGUACCCUCACCAUUACUAUCCGAGCUGGGAAACUAUCCCUCCUCAAAUGAAAAUUGAUCCAUCUGAACCUCCAACAACUUUCAAAUCUUGGCCGUACAAUGGCAGCUUUGGCUAUCCACAGACAACAGAAUGUCAUUCCUUCUGCAACCAUAGUUACCCAUCUGGCUUCUACAGUUUCAGACCUCCACAUGCUCAUCCCUCACCACCUCCUCCUUUGUAUUAUCAUGGACCCUAUCCUCUUUAUCCUGAUGCUUUCCCUACCUAUUUCGUUCCUCCGCAUCAUCCAGCAGAACAAGCUCGAUAUGAAUAUGAUAAAAACAUGGGUAGAGACCGUUGCUGUGGGUGUCCAAACCAUGCUUCUGAUCGCAAGGCUGAAAGUAAUGUGAAAAUCGAAGAAGCGAGGCCUGAUGUUGAGCAGAAGGAUAAUGAUUCUGCAGGGGGUCUGACCAAAAUGCCAAACCACCCUUACCCUAUAAUUUGGGUGCCACCUGGUUACAUGAAGGACGAAAAGAGCAGCAAACUUCCAGAAACAGAUCCGAAGGCUUGGAAUGGAUGGGUGCCACUCGACUUGAACAGCAUCAAAUCAUUGAAGUGGGGUGGUGAAGAGAAGGGAAACAGAGAUCAGCAAACCGAAGACAAGAUAACCAAUUUGCCUUUUCCGAUAAUCUGGAUGCCUGGCUAUGAUAAGGCUAAGGAGGUUGAAAAGAAGGAUUUGAAUGACAUUAAUGUCAGCCCGAAUUUCACAGAAGAGCCACCAAAGUCCAAGAUCAUUCCAGUGAAGCUUCUUGAGAAUGGUGAUCGUGGGGAUAAGCCAUGGGUUGCUGAAGAAAUUUUGGGAGGUGUUGAUUCAUCUGCUGUGCCUGCGAAAGAGACUAAACCCAAAAGCAAUCCUCCCAAGCAAAUAGAAGAUAGCAGAGAGACGCAGCCUCCCGAGACUACGACCAGAAGCAUUCCUGUGAAGCAUGUUGAAGAGAAGAAGUCUUCAGACAACAUUGCAAAGAAGGCAUCUAAACUGCCUCCUGUUUGUUUGAGAGUUGAUCCACUUCCUAAGAAGAAAAAUGGAAAUGGCAAUUCGAGGUCACCUAGUCCACCUGGUGUGAAAGACAGAAGGCCACAGGAUUCGAAACCAAAAGAGCCUGUCCUGGACAAGCCCAAGGAAGGAGAACCAAAGAAAAAGGAGCCUAAGGUUGUCGAGGUACAGGAAAAUAAGGUGGUCCAAAGUAACGAAGGUAAUCAGGCUUUGAAACCAAAAGAGCCUGUCCUGGAUAAGGCCGAGGAAAGAGAACCAAAGAAAAAGGAGAUCAAGGUUGUUGAGGUGCAGGAGAAGGCAGCGGCCCCAACUUAUGACGUUAAGGAAGGGUUAAAAGAAAAGGCGAUGAAGGUUGUUGAGGUUGAGAACAAGAAGAGCGUCCUGACUGACAUAGCCAAACAAGAAUUAUCAAAGGAGAAAGCGGCAGAGCCCAGGGUUGAGGCUGAGGAGAAUAAGAUGACUGAAACUGGGAAGGGAGGUGCGAAGAAAGAAGAUGAGGUUCAAAGUCAGGUUGGGGUGCAUACAGAUUCUGCUGAAGCUGUUUUGGAUAGAUCAGUGACUGAGACAGCAGAAAUAGGUGAAAGAAAACAUGCUUCUGAAGAAGGCAAGGGAACUGUGGAUGCUGCAGAGGUUAAAACUGGAGAGGAAAUGGAGAAGAUGGAGCUAUCAACCACAGAUGCAGCAGUCCUUAUUCAGUCUACAUAUCGCGGUUUUGAGGUCAGAAAAUUGGAACCAUUGAAGAAAUUGAGGCAGAUAGUGAAAGUUCGUGAGCAGGUGGGGAAUGUCAGAGAGAGGAUUCGCCGUCUUGAAGUCUCUAGUGAUAUGCAGCAGGAUGAGAAGCAAAGGCUAGUCAUUGGUGAGACUAUAAUGAAUCUACUCCUGCAACUGGACACUAUUCAGGGCUUGCACCCAAGUGUAAGAGAGGUCAGAAAAUCUGUGGCGAGGGAGCUGGUUUUCCUGCAGGAGAAGCUCGAUUCCUUGGCCACCCAGACAUCUGCUGGACCCACGUCCACAGUGGCUGAAGUGAUGCCCAUGAAGAUAGCUUCUGAAGAUCGUCACCGAGCUGCUGGAGAUGUCAGUUCUUCUAUGGUAACAGAGUCCACUUCUGAACCUGAUGCAUCAGUGGAUCCACCUACUGCUGGACGUGUAGUAUCUGAUUCUGGUAAAAUAGAGGAAGUUGUAGUACCGCCAACAGUAGAGAAAGAAGUGCUUGAAAUUGAACAAACUUUGCAGUCUCCAUUGGUGGAGAAUGAAGGGCCAGUGUCCAAACAAGAGCCAUCUGUGGAGCCUUCAUCCUCAGCUGUAGCUGAUAUAUCUGGCUCUGGAAAUGAGAAACCAGAAAUGCUCGCUGUGGAAAAUGGAAGGCUGGAUGCUGUAGUGGAAGUGCUGGUGGAGCCACCACCACCAGUGAAUGAAGAUUCAAAUUCUGCACUCGAGGAAUCUGUCCGACUAGCAUUGGUGAAGGAUGAAAUGGUAGAUUCUGCAGUGGAGGGAUCCAUCGUGAUUGCAGCAAGAGAUGAGAUGCACGGUUCAGGAGCUGAGAUGCCGAAAGAGGUCCCACCAGUGCAGAAAGAUGAAGAGCCUGCUUUGAAGACGGAAGAAUUCACGGAGCCUCCAUCAGUGAAAGAGUCCAUAGUGGAGUCACUCUCAAAUCUAGCAGAAACUAGCAAAUUGCCAAAUUCAAUGCCAGAAGAAUCUGAGGAACCUCCAUCAGUUAAAGAUGUGCAUGAAAGAGAGGAUGCAUUGGGAACCAGAGAGCUGUUGGUGGAGGCUGUGCCAAUGGUGAAAAACGAGGAGCUUAGCUCAAAGUUGGGGGGAAUGAUAGAGCUGCUGUUAGAGAAGAGCGGAGAGAUUGAGUCUGGAGCUUCACGAGAACCUGCUGGAAAUGCAGUUGCAGAGCCACCCCCAGUGCAGACGGAGAAGGAGGUUGAUUCCAAUCCAGACGAGCUUCCAGCUCUUUCAGAAAUCUCAAGCCCUGGUGUGGAUUCUGUAGCUGAUGCUGAUGCCCCAUGUUCAGAACUUGCAGCUCUGGAUGUCACUGCUCCUGUGAAUGAUGUUGAGAAGGCCAAGGGAGGUGGUGAGAGGCUGGAAGUGAAGACUGCUGUUCUUGUUACCGAGGACACAAUCUCAGCAGAAAAUGCUCAAGACCAAUUACUGGAGCUUGAAUUUACCAAGAACAGAUCAGCAGAACCAGCUGAAGUUGGUGUCGAAGAUAAACCAUCUGCCUCUGUAACAGCUGAAGCUCCUGUUGCUCAAGUUGAAUCUCCUAGCUCUGAGGCAGCCAUUGUUGAAGUUGAAUCUCCUCUGGCAGAGAGCCUCUCAGCACCGAAAGAAGAACUUUCUGUUGCUGUUGAUGCUGAAUUGAGGACGGAAGAUGAGAAACCAAUGGGCGGGACGGAGAACCUGAAAGAGAUGUUGGAGAAGCUGAUAGAAGCAGGGAAACAACAGCUGACGGUCAUAUCGGAUCUCAAUAGUAGGGUGAGGGAUUUGGAGAGGAAGUUGACGAAGAAGAAGAAAUUGAAGGUGAGGCGACAACUGGUAGUUGGGUCUGCCUUCAAAGCAGUAGAUGGUCGGAUGGGAGAGAGGGCAGUAGUUACUGCCGUGUGAUUUGUAGCAAAUGCCUCUUUCUUCCUUCUGCAGUUACUGCAGUGUGAUUUGGAGCAAAUGCCUCGUUCUUCCUUCUGCAGUUACUGCAGUGUGAUUUGUAGCAAAUGCCUCUUUCUUCCUUCUACCUUUAUCUAAGGGAUUGUAGAUUUCUUGUUGUUGGGAAUGGGCAUGCAGUUAUAAGAGAAAAUGAAUAAUGUUCAAGAUA